ACUUUCUGUAUUCCUGUAUUCGUAUUAUAUCUUUCUAAUUUGUGCGGUAUUCAAUUCAAGAUACUCUUUGAUUCAAUUUGCAAAGCAAAGCCGUUACAAAGUGCAAAAUAAAUGCUAGAAUAUUAAUCGAGACACGCAGUAUGAAUAGCGAUCGGAGUCCUACCAUUACUCUUGAAAGUGGUGACCAAGACCAGGCCGUACUCAUGGAUUCCAUUGAUCACGAACGCAGUCGAUACCCUUAUUGCAUAGUUUGGACGCCGAUUCCUGUUUUAACUUGGAUGUUUCCCUUCCUCGGGCAUAUGGGCAUUUGCACAUCUACAGGAGUUAUCAGAGACUUUGCGGGACCUUACUUCGUCUCAGAAGACUUGAUGGCGUUCGGCAACCCCACAAAGUAUUGGCAGCUGUCACCACAGAGAGCCAACAAUGGACAGGCGGGUUGGGAUGCUGCCGUUGCCGAAGCGUCCGAGAUUUACAAAAAAAGAAUGCAUAUAAUAUUCUAUGAUAACUGUCACUCGCAUGUGGCAAAAGCACUGAACAUAAUGAACUACAAUGGCUGCAAGAACUGGAACAUGGUCAAGUUGGCUCUCUACAUGAUACCAUAUUCAAAAUAUGUCAGUUUUGCUGCAUUCCUGAAAACGUGGCUACCAUUCUUCAUCAUAGUGGCAUUUAUAUGUGGCCUAGCAGCAAUCAUAUAAAUAAGUUUUUCUUAUUGGAGAGUAAACUCUAAACUCAAGUGUCAAGUUGUGUGACUCAAGAGGAAUGGGCAAUGUGAAACUUAAAGUGUAACAUGUGACAUGAGUGAACUUCGUAAAAUGCUACUUAAACGAUUUUGGUGUAACAGCAUUGUUAUUGUAAUUUUUGUAAGCAUUUUUGCAAACUAUCAAGAAUUGACUGACGCAAUGUAACUGUUACAGACUAGACGCACUGGAAUUACAUUCAUCAUAUUAUAAAAUUCCUGUGGUACUUUAGACAUUUUGAUUAAUUCCACAUGGAUUUUAGAAGCUGCUCUUAGUGCUAGCAACAUUGUACAAGUUAUUAAUUACUAAAGAAAGCAACAUCCUUAAAGAGCCAACAAUGAGUGACUGAUUUACAGAAAUAGUAUUUUUACUAUGAAGUUUGUAAAACUGGUGUCAGUAAGGAAGAAAAAUUGUAUUAUACCUUAUUUGUGAACUAUAAUCGGAAUGUGAUAUAGAUAUGUAUUUCUAGUGGUUUUUAUUGUCUCCAAGUGGGUCAAUGGGAUAUGCAUAGGUUAUUUAAAUGUUUUUUAACAAUGUAAUGUCUGUGUAAAUAUGUUUUUUUCUAGUGGGUACUUUAUUUUUUUACUGUUAAACAAAACAAACAAAAAAUUCACUUGAUACACACUCAGAAAAUCCAAAUAAGUUUUAUUUGGAUGCUUGUUAUAGCUUAUUGUUUUUAUGUAUCAAAGAUACAUGUGAAAUUAGCACAUCUUAUUUACUUUGAUACUUUACUGUGUACAAUAUACUCCAAUCAGUGUUGAGUCUCAGUAAUUUUUAAAACAUUGGACACACAGUAUUAUUAUAUUUAUCAAUGAUGGCGUGGAAACAAACAAUAAACUUUUAGCCAGCACUGACAGACUUGAUAAAGUUUACAUUAUAUAUUUAUGAGACCUACCAAUUCAAAAUAUAAAAACAGAAUGUGCUCAUUCUCCUAUUAAUAUUCCUAGUUGUAAAUCAUGUAUCUAAGGUGUAAUUAAGUUCUUUUCAAAGAUAUUUUCUGUAUAUUGUGUAAAUAAUAAAAUAUCAU
This is a messenger RNA of Hyposmocoma kahamanoa, 1764 nucleotides long. Its product is annotated as transmembrane protein 222-like. The record is from RefSeq and is a predicted model, not a curated record. Bases 141 to 695 code for a protein of 184 amino acids. NCBI's taxonomy places the organism in Eukaryota, Metazoa, Arthropoda, Insecta, Lepidoptera, Cosmopterigidae. The transcript is spliced from 4 exons.